UAGGUGGUUUUCCGAUACAGUAAUGGCGGCAGUUUCCUGCCUAUUUCCUGUUUCGCCCCGUGAGAUAAAAUGGAUUUAACCGUUUCCGUAGCUCUGUUAGAACAAUGUGUAUCAUCUUUCUAAGUGAAGACAUGAAACUUUUCUACUUAUGAAUGCAUCGAUCUCUUUGAAUGUACCAAAAAGUGAAAAGGAUAACAGGUGUUUACAGCCGGUGGCCGUCCAGCAACGAACUUGUACUUACUGAACUUUUGUGUGUUCUCCCACUGUAUAUUUUUGUUGCCUUUGAGGUGUGUCAAAACGGCGAAUUUAGUUUGCGUAAAAAAUAGAAGUACGAGAAUUAGACUGUUAGUGAAUGCCUUCGAACAACGAAAUGAACAAGAAACAGGAAGUGAAACUCCAUGCAAUGCCCUGGUUUCAUGGAAAAAUAUCAAGGGAACAAGCAGAACAUCUAUUGCAACCAAGAGAAGAUGGCCUUUUCUUGGUUCGGGAAUCAACUAAUUAUCCUGGGGACUACACUUUAUGUGUCAGUUAUCAAGGGGAGGUUCAACACUACAGAGUCAUAUACAAAGAUAACAAACUAACUAUUGAUGAAGAGGAGUUCUUUUCUACUUUGGCUGAGCUUGUUGAACAUUAUGAAAAAGAUGCAGAUGGAUUAUGUACUCGUCUUGAAAGAAGUGUUGCAAAACAAGGCAAAACAGAUUUUUGUGUAGAUCGAAAGGAUUUUGAAGAAGCAGGUUGGAUCAUUCAAGAAAAGGAUCUUCAAUUAAAAGAGUCAAUAGGGAAAGGAGAAUUUGGUGAUGUAAUGCUAGGUUCUUACAAGGGAGAAAAAGUAGCUGUUAAAAUAUUGAAGGAUUCAAGCAAAGCAGCUCAAAAGUUUCUUGCCGAAGCAUCAGUAAUGACGUCUUUACGUCAUCCGAAUCUAGUUCAACUACUGGGAUUGGUCUUUAAUGAUCAACAUCAGCAUCUUUACCUGGUCACAGAGUUUAUGAGUAAAGGCAGUUUAGUUGAUUACCUUCGCUCUAGGGGCCGUUUACACGUUACGAAGCGAGACCAAAUCAAAUUCGCCUAUGACACGUGUUCAGGAAUGGAGUAUCUCGAAUCCAAAAAAGUCAUUCAUCGCGAUUUAGCCGCCCGCAAUGUUUUGGUUGCUGAAAUCGGAGAUGCAAAAGUGUGCGAUUUCGGUUUGGCUCGAGAAGAAAUCUAUAAUCAAGAGGGAGGCAAGUUCCCCAUCAAAUGGACAGCGCCAGAAGCGCUGAGACAUAGUAAAUUUUCCAACAAGUCGGAUAUGUGGAGUUUUGGCAUCCUCUUGUGGGAGAUCUAUUCAUUCGGACGAGUACCCUAUCCGCGAAUUCCCCUAGCAGAUGUGGUGAAACAUGUAGAAAAGGGUUACCGAAUGGAAAAACCGGAGGGUUGUCCACAAGAGAUACACGAUUUAAUGAGACAGGCAUGGGACCUGAACGCUGAUCGGCGACCCACGUUCAACCAAGUCAAGCAACAACUGGCACAACUCAAAGACACUCCUAAUUUUGUCUGAACCAAACUGCACUUAACCCACCGAUUCAUAUGAUACCCCACCCACCUUUCAUUUCCUUUUCAGCCUGUCGGUGGGGUUUCGUGACCAAUGACACAAUGAAAUCAAACAAAAAGUCCAUUGCGAACUCGGAGGUAUGGCAUAAGUAAUGAUAUGUUGAGUUGUUUCACGGACGUCAAUGGAAACGACUCCACCUAGUAACUGGCAGAUCCCAACCAUGGAUGAGAGGUAAAUCAAACGAGGGUUUGCGCUUCCUUCGGUCAAAUCAAGAUUUGACCACGUGCCAACCAUCAUCCUUUCAAACCCAACGGUAUUUUCGAAAAGCCUAUAUAAUUUGACACAUUCAACAUCGAAACUUACCACCCAAAGAAAAAAAUUUAGCCUCAGUGCAAGUUAAGCCAAGGCGUUUCGACGUCAUCGAAGCUUCCGAUUGCCCCAUCUUCCUCGGCCAUUCUUUGGCUUUGUUUUAACAGUUUUUUCAGUCGUCCUGAAUAUUCGAUCAAUCUGCCCUAAUAAUUUUUUUUACGAAAAUGAUACGAUUAUUGCCUGCCUUGACCGUGUUAACUGUACAUAAUCUGGUUGUGCUUGCAUCUGCUGUUUGAUUCUUUUGGAAGUUAAAUUAAUGUGUAAUACAUUUAUAUAAGCCUUUA
Molecule: messenger RNA, 2181 nt
Organism: Daphnia carinata
Lineage: Eukaryota; Metazoa; Arthropoda; Branchiopoda; Diplostraca; Daphniidae
Gene: Csk
Product: tyrosine-protein kinase CSK-like
Exons: 8
Coding region: 353-1534 (393 amino acids)
Biological process (GO): protein phosphorylation
Molecular function (GO): protein tyrosine kinase activity; ATP binding
Source: RefSeq, a predicted model, not a curated record